AUGACGAAGAGUCUUCGGAUGGGCACGCGUUGGGACAGUCGCGAGCGAGUACGAGAUGUCCUAGCCAGAUUGUCUUCGGGUAGUGUUCCAAGAGUGAUCAAAAGAAACGCCGAGCCUCUCGCUAUUCCUGGAGGUCCCUCCGAUACAGCAACGUGUUUCGCACCUGUGAAGAUCCCCAAAGACGUGCUGGCAGCGUUACACAAACGCGUCUGCAUCCGUCGUUCCGUUUCUGCCGCAGCCCUUCCACAGCUAGCAGGCUCUGCACCUUCCAGCUUCCACAAUGACGCGAGAGAGGAGUAA
Molecule: messenger RNA, 300 nt
Organism: Parastagonospora nodorum SN15
Lineage: Eukaryota; Fungi; Ascomycota; Dothideomycetes; Pleosporales; Phaeosphaeriaceae
Exons: 3
Coding region: 1-300 (99 amino acids)
Source: RefSeq, a predicted model, not a curated record